AAGGAUCCCGAGAGCUAAGGUGGCUGCAAAGGGGAGAGCCGCGCGAGCCAAGUGGGGGAGGGUGAAGGAAACCCGGGAGAAGGCUUUCUCCAGCCCCCAAAGUUUUGAUGAUGACCAUGACUACGAUGGCUGACGGCUUGGAAGGCCAGGACUCGUCCAAAUCCGCCUUCAUGGAGUUCGGGCAGCAGCAACAGCAGCAGCAACAGCAGCAACAGCAGCAGCAGCAGCAGCAACAGCAGCCGCCGCCGCCACCGCCGCCGCCACCGCCGCAGCCGCACUCGCAGCAGACCUCCCCGGCCAUGGCAGGCGCGCAUUAUCCUCUGCACUGCUUGCAUUCGGCCGCGGCGGCGGCGGCGGCGGCCGGCUCCCACCAUCACCACCACCAGCACCACCACCACGGCUCGCCCUACGCAUCGAGCGGAGGCAACUCCUACAACCACCGAUCGCUCGCCGCCUACCCCUACAUGAGCCACUCGCAGCACAGCCCUUACCUCCAGUCCUACCACAACAGCAGCGCGGCCGCCCAGACGCGCGGGGACGACACAGAUCAACAAAAAACUACAGUGAUUGAAAACGGGGAAAUCAGGUUCAACGGAAAGGGGAAAAAGAUUCGGAAGCCUCGGACCAUUUAUUCCAGCCUGCAGCUCCAGGCUUUAAACCAUCGCUUUCAGCAAACUCAAUACCUGGCCCUUCCCGAGAGAGCCGAACUGGCUGCUUCCUUAGGACUGACACAAACACAGGUGAAGAUAUGGUUUCAGAAUAAGCGCUCUAAAUUUAAGAAAUUGCUGAAGCAGGGCAGCAACCCACAUGAAAGCGACCCCCUCCCGGGUUCAGCAGCCCUGUCACCUCGCUCGCCAGCCCUGCCUCCGGUGUGGGACGUUUCUGCCUCCACCAAGGGUGUCAGUAUGCCUCCCAACAGCUACAUGCCUGGCUAUUCGCACUGGUAUUCCUCACCACACCAGGACACCAUGCAGAGACCGCAGAUGAUGUGACUUGUCUGAGGGAACAAGCUAGGGAAGAUUCUGGAGGAUGCAAGGAGGAUCCAGAGCUGCAUCUGCCAAACAGCCUAAGCAAUGAACUCAGAGGAACUGUCCCUGUGACC
Molecule: messenger RNA, 1102 nt
Organism: Acomys russatus (golden spiny mouse)
Lineage: Eukaryota; Metazoa; Chordata; Mammalia; Rodentia; Muridae
Gene: Dlx6
Product: distal-less homeobox 6
Exons: 3
Coding region: 108-992 (294 amino acids)
Biological process (GO): embryo development; cell differentiation; regulation of transcription by RNA polymerase II
Molecular function (GO): DNA-binding transcription factor activity, RNA polymerase II-specific; RNA polymerase II cis-regulatory region sequence-specific DNA binding
Source: RefSeq, a predicted model, not a curated record